GCGCUAGUGCUGCACAGCGCAAAAAACCACGUAGCGAUUUUGGCGCAUACCUUACAGCGAAAGUUAGACGAAAAUAACAUAACGUUGGCACAACCACCUAUAUCUUAUCAUUCCGCCUCCACUCCCAAGCCGAUUCACCACCGGGCAGCAAUAUCUCUUUCAGAAUCCGCAUUACGUGCGCUGAACGGUGGCUUUCCAUUUCAUUCUUGGAUCGACCGGCCAGCUUGAUAACACCGGUGCAUAGUGAAUUCAGAGAGCACUUACUAAUUAAAUACAACUACGACCUCCGUGAUAAAAAAAAGGCAAUUGUCUGCAGCACAAAAAUGACGGAUCUUAUCAAACAGGGAGCUCUUUUCCUCAUGAGCGAGAAGUGCUAUGAUAACUACUUCCUGGAGCACAACUUCCUGGACAUUCCCUGCUUCAAGGCUUUGCUGAGUAAGGGCCUAGGUUUGGCUAUUAUCGCCGGAUCUGUGCUAGUCAAGGUCCCCCAGGUGUUGAAGAUUCUUAACAGCAAAUCUGGCGAGGGAAUUAACAUAGUGGGCGUAGUGCUGGACCUGCUGGCCAUUUCCUUUCACCUGUCCUACAAUUUUAUGAAUGGCUAUCCGUUCAGUGCCUGGGGUGAUAGUACCUUCCUGGCCAUCCAGACCGUAGCCAUCGCUGUUCUGGUUUUGUUUUUUAACGGUCGCAAGGCUCAGUCGGGUCUCUUCCUUCUGGGAUAUGUCCUGCUAAUGUAUGUCCUUAACUCAGGACUAACGCCCAUGACGGCUCUUUUCACCAUCCAGAGCUGCAACAUUCCCAUCCUGCUGGUGGGCAAGCUGUCGCAGGCGUACACCAAUUACAAGGCUGGAUCAACUGGUCAGCUGUCCGCUGCCACUGUGAUUAUGAUGUUCGCCGGCUCGGUGGCACGCAUCUUUACCUCCAUCCAGGAGACGGGUGACACCAUGAUCAUCCUGACCUUCAUUGCCUCCACUUUUGCCAAUUCGGUUAUACUGGGCCAGCUGAUCUAUUACUGGAACAAGCCUGUAGGCGGUAAGGCCAAAGAUUCUAAGUCCAAGAAGCCGAAGAGCAAGAAGGAUGAUUAGGCGCAAAAAAGGAAUGAUUAGUAACAGUUAAAGAGAAAUUUGAACUCGAAACAUAGGUUGCAACAACUUCUCGACAUUGUAGAACAAAUAUGCACUUUAAAUAAAUUGAGUCUUAGUUUA
This is a messenger RNA of Drosophila eugracilis, 1202 nucleotides long. Its product is annotated as mannose-P-dolichol utilization defect 1 protein homolog. The record is from RefSeq and is a predicted model, not a curated record. Lineage: Eukaryota; Metazoa; Arthropoda; Insecta; Diptera; Drosophilidae. Bases 324 to 1082 code for a protein of 252 amino acids. The transcript is spliced from 2 exons. Gene Ontology annotation, biological process: oligosaccharide biosynthetic process.